UCUAAAAAAUAGGUGGUGAAUAUUUCCUGGUGAAAUAUUUUUAACACUUUCCUGGUCUAUUUUACCAAUGCUCCUGGUUAUUAACGCUAACCAAAAUAAUGUUAAAAUCCUACUCAACACAGAAUCUGGUGAAGAUAUACUCAUCUCAUUUCUGAUUGGUUUAUGAAUAUGUGACGUCUUAAGUGACAUCGUUUGUUAGCCAUUUUAUUGUUCGCGCUCAAAGUUUUCAUCACGACGACGCGGUAAACUUGAUGUCCUAUUGAUUGUUGUUCAAAGUGGUUAUUCUUGUUUUAAAAUGACGAGCUAUGUAUCGGAAAAACUUGAGGAGUGGAAUCUUCAAAGUUUGAAAGAGAUAUUUGAAGAAAACUUGAUCGAUGAAGAGGCUUUUCUGCUGUUAGACGUAGAUACAAUCAAAGAAUUAAUUAAACCAGUUGGAUCUAGACUGAAGUUUAUCGCUAACUUAAAGAAACUUAAAGAAGACAUGCUUCCGGUAGUUGUUCCCAGUCAUAAUGAACAUUGCAUGCAGAGUCUAAAUGAUUCACUUUCAUCGGACUCUUCAGAAGAAUUUAUUGCUACUACCAGUCAAUGUUCAUCUCAAUCCAGUGAAGAGUUUACUGAACCUCCCAGGAAAAAAAUUAAGUCAGUCUCAACUUUCAUACCUCAUGUUCGUGCCUUGCUGGAGUCUUCUGUUGUCGGCGAAUCAAUAAUUAAAGAGAUAGAGGAAGGAGAGACAUUUUGUACAAUACCCUCAAACUUCCUGUUUAGUAAAGACCGACUGCUAGUUGCUUCAUCUGGUUCGGCAUCGAACCUAAUUAAGGAAUUAUCGUAUCACAUUUCAAGAUUUAGAUUAAGCGACCUAAAGUUUGACAUGAACUAG
Molecule: messenger RNA, 877 nt
Organism: Anneissia japonica
Lineage: Eukaryota; Metazoa; Echinodermata; Crinoidea; Comatulida; Comatulidae
Exons: 5
Coding region: 296-877 (193 amino acids)
Molecular function (GO): protein binding
Source: RefSeq, a predicted model, not a curated record